GUUGGAAAUGGAACGAGAAUGCUUUGGUGUCGUUACUUUGCAGUAAGAGCAGGCGGUGUUGGAGGCGUUUGGAAAGUUUCUAAUGCAGUGAAUCCUUCUCGACUGGAACGCUUAGAAAAGAAUGAAAGAAUGAGGAGGGCAGGCUGGGAACUUUAUGACUCCAAAUUGCCCAAGGAACUUCGUGCACAAUUAUUACCAAACUCUGACAAGGAAGUACGAAGCUUUGUGGAAAUGCGGAUACGAGAAAUGAUUUUGAAUGGAGACUUUGAAAAUCUAAAAGGAAAAGGGAAACCGUUUAACUAUUCUGAUUCCGCAGUGCGGGAUGGUACCUUUGAUCUUGCCAUGAAGAUGCUAAAGAAUAACGAUCUAAAACCUCCUUGGAUUGAGUUGAUGCAAGAAAUAGACAAAGAAAAGAAAGCUAUUCGACAGUUUCUUAGGCUUCAGUGGCUAAACUAUUUGGUUGUUUCGGGAAAUUGUCUUGACCAAGAUGUAUCUCCUAUUGAUGCUGGAAUAUGGUGCAAGCAAGAAGAAGAGUAUUUGAAGCAGCAAAUUGCGCAAUUGAAUCGCAAAAUAGAUGACUUCAACUUGCAAAAACCGGAGAGGAUGGACUUUAUAUUUAGGCUUCGUCUUCGUUGGAUAGAAGAAGUGAAACGAGCUCAACAGCCUUUGAGUCAACAAGAAAGUGAAUGGGUCAAGUCAAAGCAAAUGGAGAAUUUAGCUAAGCGUUCUUUCAAUGAAAAGCCAAAGGAAGUCUUUCAAGUUUCAAGUGGCAACGAAAGACGUGCAUCUCUAUCUCAGUUUCGUCGUCUAGUUGCUUUAUUUUGGUGAAUGGUUUUCAUCGUUACAUGGAAGCAAAUACUCAAGGCAUUCUUGAUAAACAGUGAAUAAGGGUAUUCAUUAAACUGUGAUAUGACUUUAAUGAAAGUUUUCUUGUUUGUUUAGAAUAUGUAAUUUGGAAAUUGUGCACAUCAUGGCACGUAUCUUCUGUAUAUCUCAUUGUGUUGGAUAAAAAUAUUUAGUAUUCU
This is a messenger RNA of Galdieria sulphuraria, 1025 nucleotides long. Its product is annotated as nucleobase:cation symporter-1, NCS1 family. NCBI's taxonomy places the organism in Eukaryota, Rhodophyta, Bangiophyceae, Galdieriales, Galdieriaceae. The coding region runs from base 19 to 828 and encodes 269 amino acids. The transcript is spliced from 6 exons. The record is from RefSeq and is a predicted model, not a curated record.